Messenger RNA from Lytechinus pictus (painted urchin), 6822 nucleotides. Its product is annotated as tetraspanin-9-like. Gene Ontology annotation, cellular component: plasma membrane. NCBI's taxonomy places the organism in Eukaryota, Metazoa, Echinodermata, Echinoidea, Temnopleuroida, Toxopneustidae. The record is from RefSeq and is a predicted model, not a curated record. The coding region runs from base 333 to 1091 and encodes 252 amino acids. The transcript has 7 exons.
AUUGCAUUCAGUGAAUAAAUGCAGACACAGAGAAUUUCGAAAUCGAAUCAUUCAAUUUCAAUUUUGAGCUGCAAUGUUAAAGUAUUAUGCUCUGGGUCAAGCAUGCUCUGGGUCAAUAACGAUUUGAAGUAGCUUCUCCAGUAAAAAAAAAAAAAGUUUUUGAUUGAUAGUCGGGGAUUGCGAUUCCUGGACAAGAGUUGUUCAGCUGGCGCGCCCCCAUUCAUAUUCUUGUUGUAAGCGCGUGCAAAGACGUAGACCGAACUCUGAGUCUGAGCAGGGGAGAUAUUUGGAUUUCACAAACAGCGAAAUAUUGUGAUUGGUCAACCGUCAUCAUGUGUUGUUGUGCCAUUGCAUGUGUCAAGUGCUUCCUCUACUUCCUUGAUAUCCUGUUUUUGCUUUCCGGUAUCGGAUUAUUCAUCACCGGCAUACAUGUGCUGGUAGGGGUGACAUCGGGGACGUACGCGUCCCUUCUCCCGAGCAUCUCGUACAUGCAUGCAGCGUACGUCCUCAUAAUUCUCGGUAUAUUCAUCGUGGUGGUGGCUAUCAUCGGAUGUAUUGCAGCCGUGAGGGAGGGCGUCUGCUGUCUUCUUACGUUUUACUUCAUGGUUGUGGUGGUGAUCUGUUUGGAGGUGUCCGCUAUCAUCAUCGCCUUUGCCGGGCUUCAUAUGCACGAUGACAUGACAAGCUAUGUGACCGCGAGUAUGAAACGAGGGCUAUUUUACUAUCAAGACGAGAAUCAUUCGGAGAUGAAAGCUGCAUGGGACAGUCUGCAACAAGAGGUUGAAUGCUGCGGUGUGAACGCACCUACUGACUGGGAGAUUACUGGGGGAUUCCCGCCGGGCGAAGUGCCCGGAUCGUGCUGUAACGGUCCUGAUGGCGCUUGUACUAGCUACUACAUGGAGGGUUGUCAGGAUUACAUACUCAUGACGCUAGAGGAUUGGUUGCUUUUGAUUGGAGUGGUCUGUAUCGUCUUUGUCAUCAUACAGAUCCUGCUGGUCUGGUUCAUAUUGAUCCUGUUCUUCAAGCUUCACAGAGGAAGUAAAUACUGCUGUGGGUGUGGCGUCUACUCCUCCGUCAAGGAACACGAUUAGUCUUCCUCCAAAGGGCAGAAUUGUCUUCCUUCAUGUACCAUUGUGGCCCUUAUUCCCUUAUAAUAGCUGAUUUUCACCAAAGCUUACAGCUGUACAUGUACUUUGCAGGAAGAUUGUACAAAUUCAGUCAAUACAUAAUACAGUCCAGAACCAAUUAAUGACAAUAAUAAUAACAGGCAUUUAUAUAGCGCCAUCUAUCUAAAAUAUUAUAUUCCGAGGCGCGAUGUUAUUAUUAUUAUUACCCUGGCUUUAGCUCGAGCUGCCUUUCAGGGCUCAUGCAUUCAAGGAACUAAUCCUGCCAGGUACCCAUUCACCUCACCUGGGUUGAGUGCAGCACAAUGUGGAUAAAUUUCUUGCUGAAGAAAAUUACACCAUGGCUAGGAUUCUAACCCACGACCCUCUGUUUCAAAGUCAGAAGAUUAAUCCACUGGGCCACAAUGAUCCACAUAUAAUAUUCAAUAAGUAUAGUCUUCCUUCAAGAACAAAUGUGGCCCAUAUUCUUAUGAUUGCUGAAAUUCAUUACGUCUUCAGAGGGCAUUCCAAUUCUAUCAGUACUUACUAGCACAUGAAAGCUUUAGAAUUUAGAUAAAAUAAUCUUGAUGCAAACCACUAAACCUACAUGUAGGCGGGAAAGGAGUACUUCGUUAAUUAGGGCCAGAUAGUUACUAACUAUAUGUUUAGUAUAGCAAAUGUAAUAGUGUAUGCAAUGUCUAAUAGUGCCAUGGCUGUGAUAUGACACAACAACAUAAAAUAUUUCAAGCACUUUUUCAAGUUUUUAUUGUGCUUGAUAUCCAAACAUGAGCAGGUAUACAAUGCAAUUGUCAAAAUUUCACUUUUCACAUCAAUUUUACUUGUAAAAUAAUGCUUCCAACUUCAGAUUUGAAUCCAUCAUAACCCUUUGUAAGAUGGGCCCCAGGUAGGUCUUUCAUAAAGCUGUUUGUAAGUUAAGAGCCACUUUAAGAACGACUGGUGAAUCUUUCUUACUCGCUAAAUAAUCACCAAUGAACAUUUAAUGGUAAAUAUCAUUUACCACAAGAAAUGAUCACCAGUCAUUCUUGAAGUCACUCUUAAAGCUAAAUGAACGCAGUUGCAGUAAAACACUGAUUUCGUGAGAAAGUCUGUAAAACCAAGGUAAAGUAUUGAUAUAUCAUCGUGGAUCUAGAUCUGGUACAGUUACAUAAACUGAACUUUGUGAAAUCAUAAUAUCUAGCUAAAAACGAUCACACUGAAGAUCGCCAACACAGAUAGGCAUACGUGGGACAGUGUAUUAUUAUUGCUGGAAUAAAGACCCGAUGGAAGUGACCGAAUCUGCGCUUGUUUUGCUUAUUACUCAGCAAUUACACAAUUUCUUCCAGAAUCCUUUGGCACAUAUUUUUUAUUUACAAACAGACACUUUGGUGAUCAUUAUAUUAAAUUUUGUAAAAAGUCAUUUUGAGAUCGUUCCCACAACUGGAAUUUAUCUUUAACUUACGACCAGCUUUAUGAAACGACCCCCAGAUCUCAUCACAGCUACCCAUGCACACAGCGAUACUGGAUGCUGAUGUAACAAAGUAUCUCAAUAAACUCAUAUAGAUUGACAAAAGUGGUUUAUUGAAUGGUUUGACCCAACAAACUUACUCAACUUUCAUGAAAUAGGAACUCUUUUAACUGUAAAAUGAGAAAGUUCUGUUAUCCAGCAAUUAUAAAAACAUGUAAAUGAAUACAUGUACUGUAUGUUUUUUUAAUAGCCAGAUUGUGCCACCUAACUAUAAUUUGUUUUGAUUCUUAUACAUGACAUCAUUUUUAUUUGCACACAUGUAUAAAUUGCACAAAUCAUGAUUUUAUGCAUAAACUUUGAAUCAGGUAUGAGGUGAUUUUUAGCAAAAUCAUAUGGGAGUUGUCAUUAUAGAAUAUUGCUUUCUUCUAGAGAAAGAUUUUAUUCUAAUGUUUCUUUUGUGACGGUAGCAAGGAAGAUGAUCUAUGCAAUCAGAUAUCAAUUCGAAUGCUUUGACAAUUUUGUUUUGUGGAAAAUACAUGUGUAUAAGUAUUCAGACUAGUGAAGUUGAAUUCUGAUGAAAUUCAGUAAAAAUAAUGAAAUUAGGGCAAAUCCAAGAAAACACAACCAUGAAUCAGUGGAAAAUCUACUGAUCAAACCUGUUUGCAGUGUUAAUUUGCUUUAAUGCAUACUGCAGUGUUCGAACUGAUGUAUUAUUGAAAAAUCAGUGUUUGUAAGGUUUUUCAUUGUAGUACAAGUGCGUUGUAAUAUAUUUAUUGUACAUAACGCUGAAGAACACAAAAUUUGGAUUUUAAACUACCAAAGAAUGCAGAAUUUGCAUUUCAGAUAACUGUGGACUUAAAUAUAAUGAUACAGUUGUGCUCAAAAGUUAGUGAACCCCACCACAAAAUACACUCCUUCAUGCUGAGGGUUGAUUGUAGGCAACAAUAUUACAAUGUUCGGCGAGCCAAGAGAAACAAACUUUAUUGAGUGGAAUACUUUAUCGUCUGACUUCACAAUUUAGUAUGUAGUAAUAAUAAUAAUAUACAGUUCUUGUAUAGCACAUAUCACAUGAAUAAAGUCUCUAUGCGCUUCCAAAGGAAUUGGAUAUUAUUACCCCAGCUGUAGCUUGGCAGCCGUAAUUACUAAGAUGACAGCACACAUGCAUUUCAAGGAAUAAAUUCCUGCCAGGUACCCAUUCACUUCACCUGGGUUGACUUGAGUGCAGCACAAUGUGGAUGAAUACUUUGCUGAAGGAAACUACGCCAUGGUUGGGAUUUGAACCCACGACCCUCUGUUUUCAAGACUUAGCCACUGGGCCACAACGCUCCAUGUAAAACAUGGCAGAACUUAAACAUUUUAAAUUUGUUCAAUUUCUGGUAGGGCUCACUAAGUUUUGAGCACACUGAGUGUAAUGAUAAAAAAUACAAAAUUUUCUGCUGCGACAGUUUCUCGUCUGCUAAUAUCUCUGACGAUAUAUAAGGUUCUGGUUCUGACUGAUAUGAAGGUUAAUAUUAAGGUGUGUAUUUUUGAAGAUCAGGGCCCCAUUUGAUAAACAGUUGAUAUGAUCGCAACUCUUGCUGGGAUAUCAUUUACCAUGACAACAGUAGAACUUCUGCUUCCUGAUUGGCUCUUCCAAUGAAAGUUGACUUUCCAGCAAGAGUUGCUAUCAUAGCAACUUUUUAUGAAAUGGGGCCCAGGUUUUAUGUUUAGCUUUGUCAUGUGUGACGGGGCAAUUGUCACAGAGCAAAUGUCAUGGAACUUGAUCAAACAUGCCUUAUUUUUUAUAGAAAAUCUGUUUUUUUACCAGAUAUAUUCGUAAGCAUUGUAGCAAAUGCAUUGCAUAACUCCAUGUAUUCCAUUCCUCUUAAUGUAUUCCAAAAACACAAAUGUCUUUCCAAAGUAUGUCUUCUCCAGAGAAAAUGGUUGUAUAUAUUCCAUCUUUAAAAAAAAAAAUAUCAAUGAUGUUUUUAAAGCUAGGUAUCUAAUUAUGUAUAUAUUUGACAACAUUUGUACUAAAUCUGCAGUACCUGCUUUAUAGAAGGUUAAAUAUUUAUUUUAUAUGUAUUUUCAUAGUGGAAAACUGAUAAUAUAUCGUACUGAUUUCUCUUUACCAUGAAAUGUUAUUCUGUAUGUAUUUUAGGUAAAUAUGUUGAUCAUGUUAUUGAUUUCAAUGGUAUAGCAGUCCUAUUUAUAGGUCAUUACCUCUGCAGUCACAUUUCCCGUAUCGUGUCCGCAUGAUGAGUAGGAAACGGGUGUUUUGCGGAUUUCUAUUCGAACCACAUACAUGAAGCUGGUACAAAAAUUGUAAAAGGCCGUUUUUGACUCACUGUACGGCCAUAGUAGACAAAAUGUGACUGCGCCAGAAGUAAUUCUAGCACCGCAUGUAUUUUUCUUUCUUAAGGAGCUAAAGAAUGAUAUUUUUCAGUUAGCAUGUCAACGGUAGGCUAUUUUGCAAUCUUAUCAUGGACAUAAAAUCUGCAGUUUGUGUUCAUAAUGAUAAAAUUCCCCAAUAUGGCAGACAGAACAGUAAUUUUCAAUUAAGUCUACGCCAGCUCUAUUUACGUCCCCUUUGGUCGGAUCCAACUUGGUGUAAUCUUGGUCUACAACCAGUUUCGUCUAAUUGGUCUAGUUGGUCUACUUGCCACGUAGCCCAAUAUAUAAUUUUCACUAAUUUCCAGAGAGGCUUUAACCUUUUUUUAAAAUCCAAUAUCCAUUUAUGCUGCACAUAUUUACUCGUAUCUGCCACUAAUUAGUUUUUUUUUUUCUCCCUACAUUGUAUUUUGAUAAUCUAUCUCCUUUUUUUUUCUGGCACAAAGUAGGCCUAUGCUAUUUCUUCUGAGGCCUGUAACACAACAAUAGCAAUCAUCGUAGAACUUUUUUUUUUUACCGUUGAUUGCAUUGAUUACAUGUAUAGUGAGUGAUUGUAUUACCGACCGGCCUUGUAUUACCGAACGCGCACAUCGUACGCGUCAGAAAAUAAUUUCAUUAGCUCAAAAUUUUGUAACAUCCUUUCAAAGGGAACUUGAAUAGAAAGAUGAUGAAAAAUUGUCAAAAACACAUUUUCAAAGUCUUAAUAUUCUAAAAAUAAUAAAAUAUGUUCAAAAUAGCUCAUCAGUGAUUUUGUUUUUUUCACAACUUUUCCCAUAGAAAACACACGUUCGGUAAUACGAUACCUUUUUCAAGUGACCAAAAUAUUUAACAUGCGAAGAGGGGUCCGAUUGGAAGCUUAUAUCAUAAAAGGGACAAACGAUUUUGGCAAAAUUUUUACAUAUUUAUAUUUUGUAGGUAAUUGUGUAUUUAUGGUGGAAGUUUGGUGAAUUUUAUGAGAGUAAUGUGUUUGAUAUGAUUGAAUUCAUGAAAAGUGUUCGGUAAUACGAUCCACUACCAAACAAUUAAUCGUGAAAAUCAUGAGUAAGAUUAAUCGUGAAUCUUUGUGAACCCUGGAUUCGCUAACAUCUCAUAUUUUUACUUUUAACUGUUCAUCAACUCUGCCUGCGAUUUUUUUCUGUACAUGUUUGUGCACUAGUUUCGUCUUUUCAAGUUCUGUUCUAAAGUCUUAUUUAUUUUGCAUAAUAUUAGGAUGCUUUCUUACUAACUUGCCAGAAAGGUGCAUUUUGCAAGCCUUGCAUUAAGUACUUAGUGUAUAUCCCUUUUCUUAUUUUGUAUUUAUUUAUUUAUUUUAUUUGAUUAAUUAAUUUUUUUUUUUUGGGGGGGGGUGUAUUAGCUGGGCAACUCAAUUUUAGAUAAAUUUGAUCUAACAAGGAUCUGUUUUGAGCUGAACUGGUUAAAGUAAUCUUAAGUCAAAAAAGGAGUUUUUACCCAGAGUUUGAUACGAGUUAGAAAUUACAAAAUGAAAUACAUAAUGAAUUAGGAUACUUCUAAACUGUUUUGAAGGUUUUUUUUAUUUUUCUUUUCUUCUAGUAUUAUAAAUGAUAAUGAUGGUGAUUUGAUAGUCAUUAUUUUUAUAUAUAAAGAUAAUAUAUGAUAUCAUCAAUAUAACAUUGUUACUGUAAUUGUCACUUUUAUUAUUAUCAUUAUCAUUAUUUCUCUAAUUUCUAUUUUUAGUACUUUCAUUAUUAUCGAUUGUUGUUACAGUGAGUAUUAUUACCUUGUAGUAUAUUGCUCAUGAAAAAUACUGAAUCAUGGUAAAUUGAAGAAAAUAAGUGCACUUUUUAUGGAUUUUGUAUUCACGGUACUUUAUUUAGAGAGAAAAGGGAAUGCAUCUCAAAUUAAAAGCUUUUUUGUCAAGUUUAA